AUGGCCACCAUGAGUUUUCUGACUCCAUUACCACCUCGGUAUGCGGCUACUCGAUCUCAAAUUUUAUCUGGAGCUGAGAUCCCCUCUCUUGAAAAAGCUUUCUCUUGUGUAUUGAGAACUAAACAGAACCCUUCAUCAGCUCCCAUUACACCUACUAGUGCAUUACUCAGUCGAGGCCAUAAUGACAAUCAAGGGCCCCGUAAUCGUAGUGGUUCGAAAGCAGGGGGUACUAAUCAAGAGCCUAAGGAAGUGAUAUGUUACUACUGUAAGGAACAAGGACAUACUAAACCUGGGUAUGCUCAAUUAAAGUCUACAAAUCCCCCCGUGAGCACUGCUAUUGCAACAGGUAAUGAGGCUACUGCUCUUGUCUCUUCUUCCUCCAAAUGGAUCAUAGACUCUAGUGCUACUAACCACAUGAUAGGUAACCGCCAUCUCUUCUCCAAUCAUAAUUCUCAUGACAACCCUUCUAAUAUCACCAUUACAGAUGGUUCCCAUUCUCGUGUCCUUGGAUCUGGCACUUUCAAUAAAGCAGUGGAAGCUUGCCGAAUCACGAAAAACAGCUUCAACCAUCACCUAAUGGUCAAGACAACUCCCGGAGUAGAGAAGGGAGGUCAAGGAGGUCAAGGUGUUACCUCGUCUAACAUGAAUAAGAAGAGGAAACAACCCUGGAAUAACCGCAAGAACAAGAAGGGCGAUAAAGCACCGAAGGGCAAGGAGUGUCCUAAGUGUGGCAAGAAUCACAGUGACAGACCGUGCAUGGCUGGGCAGAAUGUUUGCUACACCUGUGGCAAACCUGGACAUUUCUCAAGAGAGUGCCCACAGAACACCGAGCAGGCAAGACCAUACACCCAGGGCCGAGUGUUUGCCAUCAUAAGAGAAGAAGCCCAGAAGUCUCCGAAGAUGAUCCAAGGUACGAUCAUGAUUGACAAUUCUCUGGUGCAGGUCGAAGUUGAGGAAGGGAUAGGAGAAAUCCCAGUGGUUAGGGAGUUUCCGAAAGUGUUUCCGAUAUAG
Messenger RNA from Neltuma alba, 1011 nucleotides. RefSeq lists its product as uncharacterized. NCBI's taxonomy places the organism in Eukaryota, Viridiplantae, Streptophyta, Magnoliopsida, Fabales, Fabaceae. The transcript has 4 exons. Bases 1 to 1011 code for a protein of 336 amino acids. Gene Ontology annotation, molecular function: nucleic acid binding; zinc ion binding. The record is from RefSeq and is a predicted model, not a curated record.